AUGGUGGCCUGCAUCGAUCCGUUCGUGUACGCCAUAAGCCACCCCAGAUACCGCAUGGAGCUGCAGAAGCGAUGUCCCUGGCUGGCGCUCAACGAAAAGGCGCCGGAAUCGUCGGCUGUCGCCUCCACCAGCACCACCCAGGAACCACAGCAGACCACCGCCGCCUAAUGCAAAUUCCCACCCACCAGCCACCCAUCCAAAAAAUGCUGACAAUGAUGAUGAACUGAAACGGCAACGAACUCGUAAUACCAAACGCCAGGGAAAAUUGUAUAAAUAUUUCACGGAGUUUCUGCUAGAGUGCAAGGAGUUGAAAAUGUUUUCUUGUUAUGAUUUGUAGUCACUUUUGUGUUUAUGAAAGAAAUAUAGUAAAAUUACAGCAAGCUA
Molecule: messenger RNA, 384 nt
Organism: Drosophila simulans
Lineage: Eukaryota; Metazoa; Arthropoda; Insecta; Diptera; Drosophilidae
Product: opsin Rh3-like
Exons: 1
Coding region: 1-168 (55 amino acids)
Source: RefSeq, a predicted model, not a curated record